AUGACAAGUAUAACUUUACACGUUAUGAGCUGUUUUGCCGCGUCUUUAGUACUAGUGCUUGGUGACCUUCACAUUCCAUACCGCGUACACGACCUUCCCUUCAAGUUCAAAAAGCUUCUGGUUCCCGGCAAAAUACAGCAAAUAAUAUGUACGGGAAAUGUAUGUGACAAGGAAACAUUUGAUUAUUUGCGUACAGUGGCGGCCGACGUACAUGUCGUGCGAGGAGAUUAUGAUGAGUCUCCAAGCUGGCCCCUCUCUAAAGUCAUAAGUCACGGUCCUAUUCGCAUCGGAGUUCUUCAUGGUCACCAGGUGAUUCCCGUUGGAGAUCCGGAAUCGUUAUCAAUUGUGGCGCGUCAAAUGGACGUGGACAUUUUAUUAACGGGUCACACGCAUCGAUUCGAAGCGUUUGAAUGCAACGGCAAAUUUCUUGUCAAUCCGGGCAGCGCCACUGGCGCCUAUUCGGGAUUUGUGACUGAGGAUGUCAGACCUUCGUUCGUUCUGAUGGAUAUUCAAGGAGUUGUGGUGGUCACCUAUGUCUAUCAAUUAAUCAAUGGUGAGGUGAAGGUUGAUAAAGUCGAAUACAGGAAGAAUUAUGAUACAAAUAGGGUUUUGUAA
Acaulospora morrowiae is the source of this 615-nucleotide messenger RNA. NCBI's taxonomy places the organism in Eukaryota, Fungi, Glomeromycota, Glomeromycetes, Diversisporales, Acaulosporaceae. The record is from the annotation of a GenBank genome assembly.